ACAUGGAGUCAUGAAUACAACUUUCAAGAUUGUUUUUAAAAAAUACCGUAGAAAAUGAGUGUUGACAACGCGGAAGAUGAUAUCUGGAAUAUAUCAUCUUGGAAGAGCGACAUUUCCAACAAAAUCCAGUACGUUAAGCAAUUCAUGAGUUGUGCUUCGUUUCCAAACUGCUGUCGACAAGUUCUUCAUAUAAUCGGUAAAUUAUACGAAUCAAGCAGCCCUGAAAGUCUCCAAAGCCCUGCGUUAUUCGUGUCUGCGUUUAUUAGCGAGUUGAUAGACAACUACUUGUUGCACAACACAGCAAUGCGCGUGAGUUCCUUGGAAGAACUUCGGCUUUURGAAGUGAUGUGUCGGUAUUUUCAAGGCCAGAAGAGCGAUUUUGUGAGAUGGUGUGUUUUUGACAUGCUUUAUAGUUUUUCUAAUCAAGAGCAGAAAGAAAGCAAGUUCAACAGUCGAAUAGAUCUGCUCACCAAGUUGGUAUCCAUGGCAAUUGCUCUUAAAAAUGGACAUGUAUUAGACUGCAUGGCUCUAUGGAUCCAGAAACAUCGUCAAGCAUCAGAAGUUGUUGUCCGUGUAACCAUGGCAAUCAUUAAUGAGUAUACAAACAUAGUUCCGCUGUCGUUAYCAUUUUUAGAAGCAGUGUCAUCCAUAUCACCUCAGUUUGCCUGUCAAAUGCUGGUUAUAUUGACCAGUAAAUUUACAAUGAUUCCUGGUAAUACAGAACAAGAUCAUUCUUCAACCUCUUGUUGUCCAUCUUUAUCAGCUUUGAAAGUAGCUGURAAAUGGAUCAGUCAAGACCCAUCAGUCUGUCUAAUAAAACCCAACAGAACUCUUAUAACACUCCCAUCUCUACACAAUUCUCCGUCUUCAACUGAAGGUGUAGUGCCAUUACCACUCUGCCCUGUACAUGGCCUGGUGCAGUGGACAGUGUUACAACCAUUGAUAAGAUGCUCAUCAACAGAGUCUAAACAUGCUUAUUCAGAGCUUCACCUUGGUGUACUUCAGGCAUUGGUCAUGUCAGGUCAGAGUAAGCGUAAUCCUAAAGAUGAAAUGGAGCUUGAGCCAGGAGAAGUGAUGGAUGAAUCAGACAUGCUCAGACAUCUGCUAAACAGUGAUGAUCUAAAACGCCUGUCUGCCACUUUGAUGAACAUGGUUGAUACAUUGAACAAAGAGGAACAACACUGCGAUGGCAUSCAGAAAUCAUGGGAUAUUAACUUAGCAAUUGAUAGACUUGCACAGGUUAUACAGGUUGCUAUUGCAACAGGGUGCUUAUCGAGCAGCAAGGGCGAACUUCUCUCAAUAUGCAAGUCUGUCUCUUAUAACAAGCUUCUUGACACUGUAAUCUGCAAUUUAGACUCGAUCUAACAUCCAACUAACUGUGAGUAUUACCUCGCUGUCUACUGGAAUAUUGUCGGGCUGUCGUCGGCAUUGCGUCGGGAUUCAGAAGAAAACAUUUGGAACAUCAUCAAAGACGUUAUUAUAACUAGGGAUCUCGGCUGUCAUCGGCAUUGCGUCGGAAAUCUUGCGACUGCUCUCCGAAAGGUCGGUCGGUAUUGUGGUUUAAUUAAUUACUGAUCUUCGGAAUUCCGUCGGAAAUCUUCCACAAUAUCCGCAUAAAGUCGAGAGACGUAUUCGUUCGUCGAGAAAUGUAAUUGGUGUGCUUUAUAUAUAGAGAAAUGUAUAAAAGACAGUUAUCAAUCCAUUUUUUCAKGCCAAAGUGAAAGGUUUUGAGUUUUUGUCGUUUUGAUUCAAAAAAAUAAACCAUGAGAACGCAAAUGUUGUUGGCGGUCAUAUGAAAUUCCAAGUGAGUAGUUAGAGUAGGCAGGAAAUAUCUUUAGUCAUUCAGUGGCGGAUCCAGGGGGGGUUCCAUGAUAAAUGAAAUAAAAUU
Exaiptasia diaphana is the source of this 1888-nucleotide messenger RNA. RefSeq lists its product as uncharacterized. The record is from RefSeq and is a predicted model, not a curated record. The transcript is spliced from 8 exons. NCBI's taxonomy places the organism in Eukaryota, Metazoa, Cnidaria, Anthozoa, Actiniaria, Aiptasiidae. The coding region runs from base 55 to 1365 and encodes 436 amino acids.